UGGACUCAACUACUCCCUCCUCUCUAGAUUUCAUUUCCAAUACAAUACCAUUUCUGUUUCCAUUUAAAUUUCAAAUCCCAAACAAUUUGGCUCCAAACAAAGCAUUAAAAUAAUUUAUUUAUUUUCAUUCUGAUAUAAAAGAGUGGACUCGCCAAAAGUUCUUUUUCUCUACCAGCCUUUCACCGUCGUCUCCUGCUUUUCCAGACUUUCUAUCAGCUUGGUUAGGGUUUCGAAAUUCUUCAUGGAAUCAAGUGAAGAGGAGAUGAAUAUAUACUUGAAGGUCAUAAAAACAAUUCCUUUGAAUGUCAAGAGAAUGAUGACGAUUAAAAAUGUAAAAGCAACGUUCCGUAGUAAGGAGGGCAUCUCAGAAAAUCUUCAGGAGCUUUUCUUGAAGGGUGAGCGGCUUCAGGAUGACAAGAAGCUAUUUGAUUAUGGUAUUAAGAGGAACUCCACUCUCCAUCUUGUUCUCCAAGCCUCGGGUGCAAUAAAACUACUUAUCAACAUACCAUCACAUAAGAAAACCGUUGAGGUUGAAGCAAAGCCGAAGGAUACCAUCCAAAACAUCAAAUUAUUGAUUCAGGCCAAAGAGGGGAUCCAAUCAGAUAAGUACACCCUUAUCUAUUCUGGAAAGCUACUUGAAGAUAACAGGACUUUAGCCUCUCUUGAGAUACAGGAUGAAUCUACUCUCCAUUUGGUUUUUAAUCCUAGAGAUUUGUUGUCCAUUUCUGUGAAAAUGCCUUUUGGAGAAAUCAUGAAACCGGAAGUUAAGGUCUUAUACACUGUUCGUGAUGUCAAAGAUAUAAUUGGGAGCAUGUUACGUUUCCCAGUUGCUGAUUGGAAUCUGAUAUUUGCAGGAAUGCAGCUCGAGAAUUCAAAGACGUUGGCUUUUUAUAACAUCACGGAAGAAUGCAUCUUAGAAAUGUUGCCUCCUACAAUUCAGAUAUUUGUUAAGAAGUGGAGUGGUGAAACCAUCACUCUUGAUGUGGGACGACAGGACACUGUCAAAGAUGUGAAGGAAAAGCUUUUGAUCCAAUCAGAUAAGUACACUCUUAUCUAUUCUGGAAAGCUACUUGAAGAUAACAGGACUUUAGCUUCUCUCGAGAUACAGGAUGAAUCUACUCUCCAUUUGGUUAGAGAUUUGUUGUCCGUUUCUGUGAAAAUGCCUUCUGGAGAAAUCAUGAAACCGGAAGUUAAGGUCUUAUACACUGUUCGUGAUGUCAAAGAUAUAAUUGGGAGCAUGGUACGUUUCCCAGUUGCUGAUUGGAAUCUGAUAUUUGCAGGAAUGCAACUCGAGAAUUCAAAGACGUUGGCUUUUUAUAACAUCACAGAAGAAUGCAUCUUAGAAAUGUUGCCUCCUACAAUUCAGAUAUUUGUUAAGAACUGGAGUGGUGAAACCAUCACUCUUGAUGUGGGACGACAGGACACUGUCAAAGAUGUGAAGGAAAAGCUUUUUGACAAGCUCGGCCUGCCAGUUGAGGUCCAGAGUCUUGUUUUUGCUGGCAGAAGUCUCGAGAAUGACUGCGAGUUGGCUAGUUACAACAUCCAGAAGGACUCCACUCUUAAUAUAAGUUUUUGGCCUACUACAUUAGUCUACAAGGCAAAAUUAUCUGAAAUUGGAGAUUUUUCUACAGGUGUACUAGAUACCACUACUAUUGGUGAUCUGAAGGCUUUGGUCCGAGAGAAAGUGAAAAAACCAGUGAAGGAAGCAUUCCUCAGAGGAAAGGCACUGAAAGAUCAGGUUUCUCUGGCCGAUAAUGCCAUUGAAGAGGACACACAGCUGGUCUUUGCUUUGGAAGUGCGUUAAACCAUCUUAGUAUCUUCAUGAUAUGUUAUUAUUGCACUGAUUGUUAUAUCAUACAUAUACAUAUACACACACACACAUAUAUAUAUAUAUAUGAUAUAUAUUAUAUGCUACUAUUUCACUCUUUUGUCAUUACAAUUAUGUUUUUAUUCUGUAUGAAAAGUAUCAUUAUUUAGGGAAAAAAGGAAAAGGUGUCAUUGUAUGCUUUAUUUGUGGCCGUGUGUAUAAUUCUACUUUCGCGGAACAUUGGCUACACUAGUUUUGUAUUAUGGCUACGUUGUUAUGGCUACUCUAGUUGGGUCUCCUUCAUGGACCAUCGAAGCUCUCACUUGGGUCUUGUUUUGGUGUUAUUUUAGCUUGUCCUAUUUGGCGAUUUCAUAUAUGCAACUUUUUAAAAAAUAAUAUGAAAAUUGUGUACAAAAGGGUAA
This is a messenger RNA of Cornus florida, 2229 nucleotides long. RefSeq lists its product as uncharacterized. NCBI's taxonomy places the organism in Eukaryota, Viridiplantae, Streptophyta, Magnoliopsida, Cornales, Cornaceae. Gene Ontology annotation, biological process: protein ubiquitination; modification-dependent protein catabolic process. The record is from RefSeq and is a predicted model, not a curated record. The transcript has 2 exons. Gene Ontology annotation, molecular function: ubiquitin protein ligase binding; protein tag activity. Gene Ontology annotation, cellular component: nucleus; cytoplasm. The coding region runs from base 242 to 1804 and encodes 520 amino acids.